AUGUUCGCUCCGCCCAAGAGUCGCAAUGAUCUCCAGAUCGGUAUUCUCUGUGCCCUUUCUGUCGAGUACGAUGCCAUGAGCUAUGCCGUCGACGAAUUCUGGGACGAAGUCAAUCUUGGAAGGUCAUCCGCAGACCCGAACUCUUACACAUAUGGCCGCAUUGGGGAUGUCAAUGUCGUUCUUCUUGUUCUCUCCAGGAUAGGGAAGGUCGCUGCCGCGAGCGCAACCGUCCACCUUCGUUAUUCCUUUCCAAACCUCGAACUUCUUUUGGUGGUUGGAGUCUGUGGUGGUGUUCCUGAACCCCAAUCGGGCAACAAAAUCUUUCUCGGCGACGUCGUUAUCGGCAAAGCCAUAGUUCAGUAUGACGUGGAGAGCCCCUGCGAAAGAGAUACAUUUGGCGAAGGCUUCGGAAUGCCUAGGAAGAAAAUUCGUAAUUUCAUGACGUCCCUCGAAAGUAAUCGAAUCCAAAGGAGGAUUGAAACGAAGGCAGCUGCAUACUUAGAGGAACUUCAAUCGCGCGCCAAGGGAAAACGGCGAGCUGCCAAUUACCAAUACCCGGGGGCGGAAAAGGACCGUCUACUCACUCCCUCAUACAAGUGCAAACAUCACACACCUUAUGAUAUACGCCCGAACAACCCAGGUGAGGUGUGUGAUGCGAAACGCAAAGUGUUGUGUCGCGGAUUCGCGUGUGGUGAACAGCAACUCGUUGUGCGCAACCUGAGCUUCGACCAGAACUGGGAAAAGGUCACUCGAUUCGAAACACCAAGUCCGGCUGUUAUCAUCGGAAAUAUUGGCUCCGGAGACACAGUGCUCAGGUCCGCCAAAGAGCGAGAAAGACUUGCGAAAAUUUAUGAUCUCGUGGCAUUCGAGAUGGAGGGCGCCGGUGCUUGGGAUCAACUUCCGUCCAUUGUCGUUAAGGGUGUCUGCGACUAUGCUGAUCAUUUCAAGAACAAAGAAUGGCAAAACUUUGCUGCUGCAACGGCCGCGGCAGUAUCAAAGGCGCUGAUUGAGCAGUAUCCAAGGGCAGAGAAGCCUGAUACUCAAAUCGUUGAAUCAGUUGAUGAGAUUCACCAGGGAUCCGUUUAUGUUUGGGUCAGCUUUUUAUGCGUAUGUGUUAUUGUGACUGGAGUGCAUUUGAGUGGUGGACAACAAGUUUUCAAGUUUAGAUAA
Messenger RNA from Fusarium sp. VM40, 1170 nucleotides. NCBI's taxonomy places the organism in Eukaryota, Fungi, Ascomycota, Sordariomycetes, Hypocreales, Nectriaceae. The record is from the annotation of a GenBank genome assembly.